AUGGAAAUUUAGAUUGCAAUUUAAAUCAAUGUAAAUUUCCAAAACAUUAUAAUUGUGCAAAUUAAUUAUUUUAAGGCAAUGAACCAUCUAGCCUUAAUCUUUAUUGUUUUCAUACUCAAUUUAUGUAUGGCUUAAAUUGAUAAUACUACAACUUAUAAACGUAAUUUAUAAGAAAUCCAAACAUAAUGCUAACUGAAUCAAUUUCUCUUAGGAAAUAAUUGUUAUGGUAAAAAAUAUGAUUAUUAUUGAGAUUGCCAUUAUAGUUGUUAAUAAUGCGUUGGAAAUUAAUUUGAUAAUUGUUCUUCAUGUAAUGUUGUUACUAAAAGAAUUUUAAUUGAUAAUUAAUGCUUGUGCUUAGCUUCCUAUUAUGAAUAAGACUAAUAAGCAAUUUGUCAAUGUAAAAUUUAAAUUAUAAUUUAGAAUGUAACAAAUCUUGUUUAACUUGUCAAGGAGGAUCAGAAAAUGAUUGUUUAAGUUGUAAUAGUAAUAGUAUCUUAACAGAAAACAGAUGCCUUUGUAAAUAAGGCUAUUUUUAUAAUUAAUACAAUAUGGAAUGCUAAUGUAAAUAAAUUAAAUAAAUAAUAAAAAGAAUGUAAUUUUACUUGUGAAUAUUGUUUCAAUUCUUCCUUUGAUACUUGUAUUAAAUGUAUGCAAGAAUCUUUAAGAUAACUAGAGAAUAUGUAAUGUAAAUGUCCAUUAGGUUAUUAUUCAUAAGUAGGAGUUGAGAAAUGUUAGAGUAUGAAAUAAUAAUAUUUAAGGAUGUAAUGAAAUUUGCAAUAGUUGUGAUUCAUAUAAUUCCUGUACAAGUUGUAAAGAAGAUAAAGUAUUAGUUAUGAAUACAUGUGUUUGUUAAACAGGUUAUGUUUAAGUUUAAAAUGGAAAGAUAAAUAUUUGUUAAAGUUUAAUUAAUCAUUUUUACAAUAGAGUGUCAUGCAUAGUGUUAAUCUUGUUUUGGGAUUCUAGCUUAUUAAUGUUCUAGUUGUAUGCCAAAUUGGACAUUGCAAAUUAAUAAUACAUGUUAUUGUGAUGAUGGAUAUUUCUUAUUCAAUAAUGAUUGUUUGGUCUGUGAUGCUAAUUGUUUAACUUGUUCAUAUUCAAGUACAAACUGUUUAUCAUGUGUAUUUGGUUAUAUAUUGUAAACAAAUAAUAAGUGCUGCCAUUUUACAAAUAUUUUACUUGAUAAUUCAUGUUAAUGUGCAGAUGAAUUUUAUCUUGACAGCAAUGGAAUUUGCCAAAGUAAAUAAUAUCUAUUUUUUACAGAUUGUCCUCAAAAUUGUUUAAAAUGCGAUGAAAAUUUUGAUUGUUAAGAAUGUGUAGAUAAACUAUAAACUGGAAGUUAAUGUAAUCAAAGCUGUUUACCUGUAAAUUGCGAAGAAUGCAAUUAAAUUGGAAUAUGCACUAAAUGUUUUCCUAAUUAUUAAACAAAUUUACUUGGAGAUUGUAUUUGUUAAUCAUAGGAGUUUUUUCUUGAUUUAUCAAAUACAAUAUGUACAAGUAAUAAUAUAAAUAUGAUAAUUAGAAUGUUCCAUGUAGAUUGAUAAAUGUAAUUUAUGCGAUAUUACAGGUUGUUUAAGUUGUGAAAACGGUUAUUUUUAAUAAAAUGGAUAUUGUAUGAAUUGUAUGGAUAAUUGCAAAUCUUGUUAAACCUUAAUUGUAUGUGAUAUAUGUAAUGAUGGGUAUUUUGGUACUUCGUGUGAUUAAUGUCAUGAAAGCUGCAAAAAUUGUUUGGGUUUUUUGAAUAUCGAAUGCAGAGAAUGUAAAGAAAAUACAAUUUAAAACAAUAUUUAAAUAAGUUUAGGCAGCAUAUCAAUAUUUUCAUGUGAAUGUGAUUAUUUAUUUUAUCAUGAUUCUAAUUUUAAUUGUCAACCCUGCAACACUAAAUGUAAUUAAUGUGAUGGAGGAUCAAGUUUAGAUUGUUUAGAUUGUUUUUUAAGUUAAAAAAGAGUAUUUUUAGCUAAAAGUUGUAUUUGCGAUACUGCAAAUAAUUUUAUGGAUUUAGGAGAUGAUUAAUGCUAUGAAAUAAGUUGUGGUUACGGUUGUUCUGAUUGCCAACUUGUUGGAAUAGUAUAUGAGUGUCAAACUUGUCAUGUUGGUUAAACAUAUAGAGAAGAUAACCCAUAAUAAAAUUGUCCUUGUUUAUCAGGUUAUUAUGAAGUAAAUAAAAAGCAAUGUGAUUGUAAAAAUUUCACUUUAUUUAGAAUGUCCAUAUUAAUGUGGAACUUGUAGUUUAAAUGUGUUUAAUCAGCCAUAUUGUACAACUUGUUCAGAGAAUAGAGAUUUAAAUGAUGAUUGUAACUGCAAUAUUGGAUAUUAUUAAAGUAGCGGGUAAACUUGUCUUAAAUGUUCAGAAAAAUGUUUAAGUUGUACAUCAACAGGUAUAUGUAUUUAAUGUUAAUAAAAUUUUAUAUUAAAUAAUGGAAGAUGUGUAUGCGCUCUAAAAAAUUUUGCAAAUAAAUCAAUAUGUAUUUGCUCAUAAGGAUAUUAUAAUCACUUAGAAACUUAAAAAUGUUUACGUAAAUAUUUUAAUUAUUUUUAGCUUGUCAUCCAAAAUGUAAAUAAUGUGAAUUAACAUCUAUAAAUUGUGUUAUAUGUUCUGAUAAUCAUUAUAACCCACCUGAAUGUAAAUGUGCAUCAGGUUUAUAUGAAUAAGAUACAAUGUGUCUUCCAUGUAAGAAUAAUUGUCAUCUCUGUAAAUCUGAUUCUAUUUGUUUGGAUUGCUCUAAUACAAUGAUUUUAAUUAAAAAUUAAUGUGAAUGUUCAUCUGGAUAUUUUAAUUAUCCUGGAAAUCCAAUAUGCAAUUCGUGUUCAUAAAAUUGUUCAGAAUGUAAAUAUCAUUAAGAUAAUUGUAUCAAAUGUAAAUACAAUAGAGUCUAACCUUAAUUAUGUAUAUGUCCAUAAGGAACCUAUGAGGUUGAUAUUACUUAACCAUGUUCUAUUUGUAAUACUAGAUGUUCUAGUUGUGAAUUUGAUUCAAAUAAUUGUUUAAAGUGUUCAUUAAAUAGAAUAAAUCCACCUACUUGUAAAUGCAAAAUAGGAUAUUUUGAAAAUCAAGAAUAAGAGUGUAGAAAAUGCAAUUCAAAAUGUACACAAUGUGAAACUUCAUCAGAUAAUUGUUUAAAUUGUAAACUUAACUCUGCUGUACCUCCAAAUUGUGAUUGUUUAGAUGGAUAUUUCUAUGAUAUUGAAAAUGGAUGUGUUAAAUGUCAUGAUAAAUGUCUUACUUGUAAUGGUUCUGAUGAGUAUCAUUGUUUAAGCUGCGAUAAUCUUAGAUUUUUAUAAUUAUAGAAUACUGAAUGUUAAUGCUAAUCUAAUUAUUAUUAAAAAGAGGAUUAUUGUUAAAUCUGUUCAAUUGAUGUAGAAGUAUGUCAACCUUUAAUAUGUGGAAAUGGAAUCAAACAACGAUAGGAGGAAUGUGAUGAUGGCAAUUUUGAUAAUAGAGAUGGAUGUUCAAGAGAUUGUAAAUUAGAAACAGAUUAUUUUUGUCAAUUAAUUCCAAAUUUGCUUAUCCAUAACUCUACUUCAAUUUCAAAAUGUACUAAAUGUUCAGAAUAGUGUAAACACUGCAACUCCAAUAGAUGUUUAUAAUGUCACAGUGGUUAUUUUAUGACUAAAUCAUUUGAAUGCAAUAAAUGUGAGUAAUAUUCUUUCCUAUUCUUAUAGCAAGCAUUGUAAAGAAUGUUCAGGUCCUUUUUAAAGAGAUUGUUUAUCCUGUAUCAAAGGAAUCGAUUAUGAUUUAUCCUAAAAAUGUGCUUUUUGUGAAGAAACAUUAGGUUUGUACACAAAUGGACUUCAUUGUGCUUCUCUAUGUGGAGAUGGUAUUAUAAAGACAGAUGAAAAAUGUGAUGAUGGCAACAACCUGAAUUAUGAUGGAUGCUCAAAUUUAUGUCAAAUUGAACAAGACUGGAGCUGUUCAUAAUCAAAUAAUUCAUAAAGUGUUUGUCAAAAAUUAAAUUUAUCAAUAGCAUCUUUAUAAUUUCAAAGAGUUAAAGAUUUCUAUUAAUCAUAAAGAAUUGGAUUGAUUUAAUUCUCUAAACCUAUGAUCCUACUUAAUUCAUCACUGAUAGGAUAAUGGAAAUAAUAAAUUGUUAAUCAUACUGAUCAUGAAGAUUUUGAAAUUCAAUCAACUCCUAAUUAUAAUCAAAAUGGACAUUUGGAGUCCAUUUCAAUAUUAUUAACAUUGCAUAAAAGUAUUGAUUAUAUAUAGUAUCAUAUUAAUUUUUCAACUUACAUCAUUCAUGAUGCUAUUGACAAUUAUCCACUAAAAUCAUCAAGUCUAUAAACUGAUUUAUUAAAAUAUAAAUAAUUAAGCACUCAAACCUUAACUACUACUUAAGCAUCAAGAUAAUUUGGAUCUACUGUUUUGUUUAUUCUUGGUGGAAUUGCUGCCCUUGGAUUAUUGAUGGGAAGUUUGGAAUUUUAUUGGAAUGUUCUAGACAAUCUUUAAAUUUUAUCAUAUAUCACAUAUAUUAAUGUCAACUUCCCUUACAUGCAUAAUCAAUUUCUAGAUAUUUUCUAAUUUGCCAGAUUUGAAUUCACCAAUGACUAUUUUAAAAUUGACAUCAUCAAUGGUUUAGAUUAUCAAUAAAAUAAAGAUUAUCCUUUAAUUGUUUAGAGAGAAAUUGAAUAUAAUUUGGUCAUUAAUUUUAGCUCUAUUUUAGUCCUUUGGGCUACUCCUUUAAUCCUUUUACUCAUUUCUAAAUUUAAUCUAUUCAUCAUUCAUCGAUUAUUGAUUACCAGAUUUAGAGUUAUAAAUAAAAAUCAAAAAGUUAACAGUCUUAAAUUUUUGGGUUAUAAAGUUAUAUCGUUUAUUCAUUUCAUUAGCUUGAAGUAUUGUUCUAGUUUCCAAUAUACAAUCAUACUAAGAAUCUAUUUAUCAAGCUUAUAUGAUCUGAAUUUUUCCAUUUUUACAUCAGCCUACUGCUGGCUAUGGAAUUAAACUCCUACUCUUGUAGAUUAGAUUUCAUUUAUUAUUGCUAUGACCUUACUUUUAUUCUAAUUUGUUAUUCUAUUUAAACUUUCAGAUUCUUUAAAGGUCUCCUCUUAUUAAAUCAAUUCAUUUUCCUAUGAGAAGAGUUUUGGAUCAUUAUAUGAAGGCAUAAAAUCUAAUAAAUAAAUCAAUCGAUAAAUUCAAUUUAUACAACCACUUAGAAAAAUUAUAUUUAUGGGAGCUCUACUUUUAUUUUUUGAUUCUGCUAUAUACUAAAUAUCACUUUUAAUUUCGAUACAAAUUAUGUCCUCGUUUAUUUUGAUCUUUCUUAAUCCUUAUUUAAAUAUUUUAGAAACUAUUAAAGGUAUAACUUAAGAUGUAGGAUUAAGUCUAUCUUUAUCUUUAAUCUUAUUUUAUUUUGCUUAAGAUUAAUUUCAAAUAACAGACUAAGAUACAAUAGAAAAACUCUCAUAUAUUCAUGUUGGAAUAUAUACAAUCAUGCUUUCGACUAGUCUUAUUAUUGACUUAUAUUAAUAAUUUAAGAUAAUCACUAAUAAAUACAAAUAUAUAAGAUAGAUUACUCAAAUGUGUUAAAAAAAGUAACUAGAAUAAAAUCAAGAAUCCAAUAGAAAUUUAUUCAUAGAUUUAAGUUAGUAGAAUGAUAUCAAACUUACUAAUAAUUAAAUUUGCUUCGCUGAUUUAAGGAUUUCUUGA
Molecule: messenger RNA, 5641 nt
Organism: Paramecium sonneborni
Lineage: Eukaryota; Ciliophora; Oligohymenophorea; Peniculida; Parameciidae
Source: the annotation of a GenBank genome assembly